UGUAACAAACCUGCACGUUCUGCACAUGUACCUCAGAACUUAAAGUAUAAAACAAAAUCCAAGGUAUUCAGGCAAAAAUUAGCAUGAUUGAUAGAAGAAUACCUUGUAUCUCAGUACUGACGUUGAAUGUAAAUGGCCUCAAUACUUCACUUAAAAGAUAUAGAAUGACAGAAUGGCUGAGAAUUAACCAACCAAGUAUCUACUGUCUUCAAGAGACUCACCUAACACAUAAGGAUUCACAUAGACUUAAGUAUUCAAUGUCUUUUGAAGAUGUGGCUGUGACCUUUACCCAGGAGGAGUGGGCUUUGCUGGAUCUUUCUCAAAAAAGUCUCUACAGAGUUGUGAUGCACGAAAUCUUCAGGAACCUGGCUUCUGUAGGAAACAAGUCAGAAAACCAGAAUAUGCAAGAUGACUUCAAAAGUCCUGUGAGAAAUCUAAACAGUCAUAUGGUAGAGAGAUUGUUUGAAAUUGAAGAAGGCAGUCAGUGUGGAGAAGCCUUCAACCAGGAUUCAAAUUUUAAUCUGAAUAAGAAAAUUUCUACCGGAGUAAAGCCAUAUGAAUGCAAUGUGUGUGGGAAAGUCUUCAUAUGUCAUUCAGCCUUUCAUAGGCACAUCAUAUCUCAUACUGGAAACACUGAGUGUGUGGAAUAUCCAGAGAACUUAUAUAAAUGCAAACAAUGUGGGAAGGCCUUUAUCUCUCUCAAAAGUGUUGACAGACACAUGGUAACACACACUAGUAAUGGACCUUAUAAGAGUACAGUAUAUGAGAAGCCUUUUGAUUUUUCCAGUGUAUUUCAAAUGCCUCAGAGCACUUACACUGGAGAGAAGACAUAUAAAUGUAAACAUUGUGAUAAAGCCUUCAGUUAUUUAAGUUAUCUUCAUGAACAGACUCAUACUGGAGAAAAACCUUAUGCAUGUAAGAAAUGUGGUAAAUCAUUCACUUUUUCCAGUUCUCUUCGACAACAUGGAAGAUCUCAUACUGGAGAGAAACCCUAUGAAUGUAAGGAAUGUGGCAAAGCCUUCAGUUGUUCCGCUUAUUUGGGAAUACAUGAAAGAACCCAUACUGGAGAAAAACCCUAUGAAUGUAUAAAAUGUGGCAAAGCCUUUAGAUGUUCCAGAGUCCUUAGCGUACAUGAAAGGACUCACAGUGGAGAAAAGCCCUAUGAAUGUAAGCAAUGUGGUAAAGCCUUCAAAUAUUCUAGUAACCUUUGUGAGCAUGAAAGAACUCAUACUGAAGUGAAACCUUAUGGAUGUAAGAAAUGUGGUAAGUUAUUUACUUUUUCCAGUGCCCUUCGAAGCCAUGAAAGGACUCAUACUGGGGUAAAACCCUACGAAUGUAAGAAAUGUGGUAAAGCUUUCAGUUGUUCCAGUUCCCUUCGGAAACAUGAAAGAUCUUAUAUGUGGUAAACAACAACAAUGCGCCUCUAUGUGAGAAGUGUGUUAAAGUGUUCAGAUAUUCUAAUUUCAUUAGAACAUGUGAAAAAAUUAACUCACACUAGAGAGGAACCCAAAACAUGUAAGGACUGUUAGACUGUAUGCAAUUUUCCUAGUUCCCUUCUAAAACAUAGAAGAACCCAUACUGGGAAAGAACCUCAUAAAAUGCAAGAAAUUUUUUAAAGCAUUUAAGUUUUCCAGUCACUUUCAAAUAUAUAAAAUAAUUCACAAUGGAUAAAAACAUUGUAAUUUAGCC
Cebus imitator (Panamanian white-faced capuchin) is the source of this 1689-nucleotide messenger RNA. Its product is annotated as zinc finger protein 670-like. NCBI's taxonomy places the organism in Eukaryota, Metazoa, Chordata, Mammalia, Primates, Cebidae. The record is from RefSeq and is a predicted model, not a curated record. Gene Ontology annotation, molecular function: DNA-binding transcription repressor activity, RNA polymerase II-specific. Gene Ontology annotation, biological process: negative regulation of transcription by RNA polymerase II.